Messenger RNA from Macrobrachium nipponense, 1923 nucleotides. RefSeq names its product beta-hexosaminidase subunit alpha-like. Lineage: Eukaryota; Metazoa; Arthropoda; Malacostraca; Decapoda; Palaemonidae. Gene Ontology annotation, biological process: ganglioside catabolic process; glycosaminoglycan metabolic process; carbohydrate metabolic process. The coding region runs from base 73 to 1710 and encodes 545 amino acids. The transcript is spliced from 13 exons. Gene Ontology annotation, molecular function: beta-N-acetylhexosaminidase activity. The record is from RefSeq and is a predicted model, not a curated record. Gene Ontology annotation, cellular component: membrane; lysosome.
UCGGUAGUGACUAGACCUGAAACUCAGGCGGUCAACUCGUUUCUUUACUCAGUGUCUGUCUUCUAGUCCAACAUGGCGCAAGCUCAUAGAGGUGCAGAUGAGUUGCAGUUGGCGGUGCAGUUGGUGGCCAUGACUGUGGUUUGGGCUGGGGGCUACCCUGACAUAAUCCCUACUGCUGGAGAAAUUUGGCCACGGCCACAGGAAGUCAAGCAAGGACACACGUCAAUGGUAGUAGACCCCUUAGAUUUCAGGUUCGUUGUUACUGACUAUGACUGCGAUAUCCUACAGCAAGCGCUGGAGAGGUACCUUAAAAUAAUCGCAAACUAUCCAUCUAAUGUACAGCCCCAGGGAGACGGAAAAGGUGGUAACUUGAAAAGCUGCUUGAAUUCAGUCCAAGUCAGCUUGGUGUCCGCGUGCGAGGAGUAUCCACAUCAAGGGAUGGAGGAGAGUUACGAAAUAAAAGUUAACAGCUCUGGCAUUCGUAGCAAUGCCAUCAUAGCCUCCCAAAGUAUCUGGGGCAUCCUGCGUGGCCUGGAGUCCUUCUCCCAGUUACUGGUUCCUGUCGGUUCUGUUUAUACACUUGCUUCGACCACCAUCAAGGAUUAUCCGAGAUUCUGCUACAGGGGUCUGAUGAUAGAUACGGCAAGGCAUUACAUUCCAGUCAGAAGGAUCGAGGAGAUGCUGGACCUUUUGGCCAUGAAUAAAUUCAACGUCCUGCACUGGCAUCUGGUGGACGACCAGAGCUUCCCUUACCAGAGCGAAAAGUUUCCAGAUUUAAGUGACAAAGGGUCUUAUAGUAAAGCACAUAUUUAUACGGCCAAAGAUAUAGCAGACGUUAUAGAAUACGCAAGAGUUCGUGGCAUCCGCAUCAUACCCGAGUUUGAUACCCCAGAGCACAUGAAGUCCUGGGGUCCGGGACAGCCGAAUCUUCUCACCCCAUGUUACGCGGAUGACAAACCCGACGGCACGUACGGUCCAAUAGAUCCGACCAACGAGCAGAACUACGAAUUCCUGAAGUCGUUCCUCACCGAAGUAGAUUCUCGUUUUCCAGACAACCACAUCCAUUUGGGCGGAGACGCUGCACUGGCCGGCUCCAAGUGCUGGAGGAGCAACCCAAACAUUACAAAAUUUAUGGAGAAGCUUGGAAUAUCAGAAAAGUACAAUAAACUGAGGGCGUUAUACACAAAGAGGCUCUUUGAUAUAGUCUGGGAGUUACCCAAUACAGACGGGUUCCUCGUGUGGGAAGAAGUCUUCGACAGAGGAAUCGACCUCCCUGAUAAUGUCAUAGUACAGGUCUGGAUCCUACAUUACCUCGAUGUUUGGAAGCGCAGUCUGCAACAGAUAACCUCAGUUGGUUUCCAAACGAUAAUGUCCUCAUGUUGGUACCUGAGUGAUACCAUCGGGCACAACUGGCGAAGAUACUAUGCAUGUGACCCAAGGGAUUUUGAAGGGACCCCAGAACAAAAGGAGCUUGUCCUUGGAGGCGAGGCUUGUGUAUGGGGCGAACAUGUAGACGCUACAAACAUAAUCCCUACAGCCUGGCCUAACGCUUGUGCUGUUGGGGAAAGACUCUGGAGUUCGACGGAGCAUACCAGCGACCCAGAGGAUGCAGCCCCAAGAUUAGAAGAGCAUCGCUGUAGACUCUUACGAAGGGGCUACGGCGUGAGUCCAAUUUUCUCGUCCUAUUGUGACGCCGAUACCAGUUUCUGAAUCUGUCCUUUUUUCACGAUGUAAGUUUUAAAUUUUUAAAAGAUCUAAUGAAAUUAUUUAAUCUCUCGCUUGAAAUUGUUAUCACAGUUGCUUACCUGUCAUUUUCAAGUCUGUCAUAUGUCUUUUAAUGCAGUAAUGUGUUUUACGAAGUCAAUGAAUGUAGUUUGUUCAUAGCAUUUUUAGUUUAUUAAAUAUAAAAACCAAAUUUGACGA